AUGGCCGCGGGAUCGGACGCGGAGGACGCGGAGUGGGCGGGUCCGAUCGAGCGCGACGUUCGCUCGCUCGCGGGGUGGGACGGCGAGGGAGAGGGCGAGGGCACCCCGCUGGAGGAUGAGGAUGAGGAGGCGGAUGGCGAUCAGAUCCCGCUCACCCUGGAGGCGCUGUACCGCGACGGCGACGUCGACCCCGAACGCCCGGACGACGCCGGCGCCGACGACGGCACCCGGGGUACCGACGUGGACGACGACGCCACGACGUGCCCGGUGUGCUUCCGGCCUCUGCGGGACCUGGCGGACACCGACGCCGCGAGACUCGCGCACGUCAACGCGUGCCUGGACGACGGAGGAUGGCGCGACGAGGAGGACGAAGAUGGACACCCGGUGAGCGACGAGUCCCCGCCGUUCGCGCCGUCGGACACGCGGAAUGACGACGCAAUCGGCGCGACGUGGGACGAGGGCGGCGAGGGCGAGUGGCACGACGUCGCCGCGUGGCUCCACGCCGUGGACCACGGGGACUUUGCUCCCAACGCGAUUCUCGCGCGACUGACGUUUGCCGCGCUCGAGGGAUGCGCCGACGAGGGAGCGCUCGCGGCGCUGGGCCACGUCGGCGACGCCGCGAGACGGCGCGCCUUGCUCGCCGCGGUGGACGCGCGACGACGAGGAUCCGCCGCGCCCGCAUCCGCGGCGCCGCCGAAGGGUGGGCACCCCGUCGCGUCGAAAGGUUGGCACCCCACCCGCGUACCCGCGGGAGUCGCGCCGGUGUUUGCGCUCGCGAGGGGCGAAACGGCGGUCCGUCGACCCGAGCCGGCGUCCGAACCGCAGCCGCAGAAGCGGCGCAGGACCGGCGGCGGCGCGGCUGCCGCGAUGGCGGUGAGAAACACAGGCGGCGGCGGCGGGCCGAGGCCCGGCCGGUACGUCCCCACCGCCGAAGCGCCGCCGCCGCCGCCGCCGUGGAUCCGCGUCCCCGGCACGAGGUUCAUCGUCGACGGGUUCCAGGGGUACGGUAAGUCCCACGGCGGUUGGUGGUGCAGGCACUGGUUUCUCACGCACUUUCACGCGGACCACUACCGCGGGCUCACCAAGUCCACCCCGCCUCCGGGUUGCCUCGUGUGGUGCAGCCGGCCCACCGCCGAGCUGUGCGCGUCGCGGCUGGGGAUCCAGCGCGACAGGCUUCGGGCCGUGGACGUCGGACGCACCAUCGUCGUCGACGGCGUCAGGUGCACGUUCAUCGACGCCAAUCACUGCCCUGGCGCGGUGAUGAUCGUGUUUGACGGUAUCCCAGCCGGACCGGUGCUCGCGACGGGCGAUUGCAGGUAUCACCCGGGGAUGAAAACGGACCCGACGCUGGCGGCUCUGGCGUCGCGAAGGCCCGCGGUGAUGCUCGACACGACGUACUGCUCCCCGGCGCACGUGUUCCCGCCGCAGUGCGAGGUUUUGGCGGCGGUGAGGGACGCGGUCAAGGCUGAGUCGUUCAACCCGCGGGUGCUCUUCCUCUUCGGGACGUACACCAUCGGGAAGGAGAGAGUCUUUUUCGAGGCGGCGAAAGCUCUGGGCAAGAAGGUGUACGUCGGGAAGCAGAAGAUGAAGGUGUUGGACGCGCUCGGGUCCGCCAUCGACGACGCGGACAGGGACAUGAUCACCGCCGACGAUCAGGCGACGAACCUGCACGUGGUGCCCAUGGGGAGCACCAGCUUUGGCCGCAUGAAGACCAUCCUGCGGUACUACAAGAACAGGUACGACACGAUCGUGGCGUUCAAGCCCACGGGGUGGACGUUCGAGGCGGCGAAGAAACACGCGAGGGCCACCAAGCGCACGCAGCGUGGGGCGAUGAUCCAGUACAGCGUCCCGUACAGCGAGCACUCCAGCUUUGACGAGCUCCGAGCCUUUGUGAAAUUUCUUAAACCCCGAGCGGUGCUGCCGCACGUCGGGAACGAUCGGGGGCCGAAGGCGAGGCGGAUGGUGCAGCUCCUGACCGCGCCGGAUGAAUCCGCGGACGACGACGACGAGAGCUAG
Micromonas commoda is the source of this 2016-nucleotide messenger RNA. RefSeq lists its product with no specific name. The transcript has a single exon. The record is from RefSeq and is a predicted model, not a curated record. Gene Ontology annotation, biological process: interstrand cross-link repair; double-strand break repair via nonhomologous end joining; protection from non-homologous end joining at telomere. Bases 1 to 2016 code for a protein of 671 amino acids. Lineage: Eukaryota; Viridiplantae; Chlorophyta; Mamiellophyceae; Mamiellales; Mamiellaceae. Gene Ontology annotation, molecular function: 5'-3' DNA exonuclease activity; damaged DNA binding.